AUGGCCUCGAAUAGAUACCCCGGCACAAAAGAGGUUCGCAAGAUGAACUACGAGAAGCGUUUCCUCACCGCAUGCGCCUGCUUUAAGUCCUGUCUAUACGAGGAGCUUCGAUUUUUGAGUCUCGGGGACGGUCUCCGCUCCGAGAUCCUUCCCGUCCUACGCAAGCUGGUAAAGCUGCUGAAGGCCAUUUUUGUCCUUGGGGAGGAGAUGGCACGGACAUGUCCGGAUUGUCGCACUGUCCGUAAUAGGCCUACGGACCACUUCUUGGCUCAGUUCGAGCGUCUGUGUGCCGGUCGCAUCAUGGCCCCUUUGGAGCAGGCCAUUGCUGAUCUUGAAGCGGAUGAGAUGAAGCCAGAGCCGAAGCCGAGCGUUGACUUCUAUGUAUCUUCGGAUUUGGAUGAUAUUCGUCCGAAUACUAUUUUGCUCUCCAGAGAGCCGCUACCUCUAUAUAUGACGGACGGUGCUCCGUUGCAGAGCCUUUCUCGCCCGUGA
Molecule: messenger RNA, 492 nt
Organism: Penicillium expansum
Lineage: Eukaryota; Fungi; Ascomycota; Eurotiomycetes; Eurotiales; Aspergillaceae
Exons: 1
Coding region: 1-492 (163 amino acids)
Source: RefSeq, a predicted model, not a curated record